This is a messenger RNA of Bipolaris maydis ATCC 48331, 753 nucleotides long. RefSeq lists its product as uncharacterized. Gene Ontology annotation, molecular function: RNA binding. The record is from RefSeq and is a predicted model, not a curated record. NCBI's taxonomy places the organism in Eukaryota, Fungi, Ascomycota, Dothideomycetes, Pleosporales, Pleosporaceae. Gene Ontology annotation, cellular component: nucleoplasm.
AUGGCUGCCACCGUCAACGUCGAGAACAUUUCCAUGAAGACGAGCGAGGAGGAGAUUAAGAGCUUCUUCAGCUUCUGCGGAAAGAUUCAGUCCAUCAGUGUAAAGCCUACUGGCGACGACGCCCAGUCCGCCUCUGUCACCUUUGAGAAGGCCGCCGCCGCAAAGACCGCCCUUCUCCUCGACAACACUCAGCUUGGACCCAACUCUGUGCACGUUACUGCUGCUAAGAGCAUCGACGAGCUUGCCGGAGAAAAGUCCGCCUCGGCCGAAGAGGCCAAGGAUGGCGACCACCACAUCGAGCAGGAACAGAAGCCCCGCGCACGCAUCGUUGCCGAGUACCUUGCCCACGGCUAUGCCAUCUCAGACAAGGCCAUUGAGCGUGCUCUGGCCGCAGACAAGCAGAACGGCUACAGCACAAAGUUCAUGAACUUCAUCAACAACGUCGAUCAGAAGACCCAGGCUACACAAAAGGCUCAGGUCAUGGACCAGAAGCUCGGUGUCACAAACAAGGGCUAUGCUGCCUUCAACACCUUGACCAGCUACUUCGAUAAGGCUGCCUCAACCCCUACCGGUCAGAAGCUCCGUGCUUUCUAUGAACAGGGCAACAAGACUGUCAUGGACGUUCACAACGAGGCAAGGCACUUGGCGAACCUCAAGAAGCAGAAGACUGGAGAGACUGGUGCCACUACCACCACCGCAGAGGGUAGCGAGAAGCCCCAGGAGACUGUUACUGCUCCUGCCCCCACCUCAUAG